GGGUGAGUGCAGAAAGCCAGAAGCAACAGAGGCACUAGAGGGUCAGAUGCAGGAGACAGCAGGUAAGGGUCUGGGGCUACACUUGAAUUUGCUGGGGAACAUUGGGCAGAGGCUGUGCUGAGAUCACUACAGUCAAAGAGCCUGUGGCCUGGGCAGGAGACACAGGUCCACUGAUGACCAAGGAACAAAGGUGCCAUCCCUGAGGCUAGGCAUCCUCCAGAGACCACCAGAAGGGAGGCGUGACCACAAAGAAACCCAGGGAGUCUCCCAAGAACUGAUGGCGAGGACAAGGGACCCUAAGACCUCCAGUACCACAAGCUGGCCAUGCUGACCUUCUCCUCAGUGUCCUCUGGAACUGUUCUUGGAACUUUCUUUCUCCUGGUCACCGCUCUGAAUGCUCAGAAUGGAAACUGGGACAACCCCACCUGCACCGAGGGCACUAUUUUCGUGUCCAGGGGCAAGCACGCCAUGAUGGCCUGCAAUAUCUCCAACACCUUCACCCACAUCACCAUCCAGCUGAGUGCCCAGGGAAAGAAAAAGACCAUCUUCAGCGAGGAUGGCCCAGGGCACUUCUCUCGGGAUGGGUGGCAGCUCCAGGUUCAAGGAGGCCAGGCACAGCUGGUGAUCGAAGCCGCCCAGGACAGCCAUGCAGGGCAGUAUCUGUGGCGUCUUCACGGACUCCAGGCAUGUAACAAGAUCACCACCCUGAAUGUUUCAGAGUCCCAAGACCAGGAGGAGUUAUCUGGUCCAAGACAGGCCGUGGUUUCCAAGGGACCAAAGCCACUGCCCUUGGGGUCGGAGGCCAGCUUCUGGUCCCUGGUGAGAGCUGUGGUCACUGGUGUCUUCUCCAUUCUGGUGGUGGGUACCCUCAACUAGCACUGGUGCUGCCGUUCACAGAGGCUUGAGCAGAUACUAAUGGAGCCAUGACCACCUCCCUGGCAGAGGAAAGAAGGACCCUGUCGGUGUUUGUUGGACACAGAGGGCCCUGCACCAUAUGACCGAAUGGAGUGGUGUGUACAGAGGCUGAGGACAGCGGCUCACUCUGGAAGAGCCCGAGAAGCUGGUCAGUGUCCUGUGCCUCUCUGGAUCAUUACACAAGGACAGGAAGCACUCUCAGCCCCCUGUGGUCUUCAGUUGCUCUCUCAGUUCCCUUACCUCUUCCCACAAAUGACAAAAUCUCAAGUUGCACAACCCUUGACCCUGACCUUGACUCUGUCCCAAUCCUCUUACAAGGGGCGCCUGGGCUCCUUUCCUUGUGCUUAGACCCCUAGGCCCAGGGCUUCUCUUCUCUCUCUGAAGGUCUCCAGUGCCAGCCAAGAGGGACAACAGCCCAGCUUUGCCUUAGGUGGACCUUGCACACACAUUUGUCUUUUGACAGAGAAGAGUAGCACGUUUGGGGACCCCAGCCAGGGUUCCAAGGGCCAGGAUGGCGAGAAAAGAGGUCUGAGAUAAUGGGUCAUACCCCUCUCUGACCACCAGGGGGAGAGUGGGUCCUCUGUAUGGGGACAGGUGCCUGCUGGGGGACCAACUGUGAAGACUCCGCCCCACUCUGCGCUCAUCCAUCCCAACCCGAUGUUCCUCUUGGGCCCAGAGUGUUUACAUUUGUCUUUUCUACUACAAUGUAAUUUCAGUGUUUUCUUCUACACAUGCCUGAAAAAAGGAAGUUUUUCUAGACAUGCCACUUUCAGUGCUUUAGAAAAACCUCCAUUAUGCUAA
Molecule: messenger RNA, 1716 nt
Organism: Castor canadensis (American beaver)
Lineage: Eukaryota; Metazoa; Chordata; Mammalia; Rodentia; Castoridae
Product: secreted and transmembrane protein 1A-like
Biological process (GO): immune response
Cellular component (GO): membrane
Molecular function (GO): cytokine activity
Source: RefSeq, a predicted model, not a curated record